ACAGAGAGGAUCAAAGGACUUCUAACAACUAGAAAACCAAAGCUGAGGGAGUUUUGAUUUUUUUCCUCAUUCUUUAAAGACUUAUCACUGAACUAUAACAGUUGCUGGUUCAUAGUUCAGUGAAAAAAAGUGUGAAAUUAUGUGAGCUUGCUUUUCUAUUUCAUAUUUAACUUCAAACAUCAAACAGUAGCUCAAUUCACUUUUUGAUUACCAACAUGAUCAUGCAUUCAACUAGCCUGUUUACAAAUCCAUAUGCAAUUGAAGUCCUAAGGACUAAAAAAGAAGAGCUAGUAGAAGGCAUAAAUGACCCAGACCAUGUUCUGAACUGGCUGAUAGACAUUGGUAUUUUUACCCUAGAAAAAAAGAUGAUCAUGAGUUUCUACAGGACAUGAACAGAAAAGUACUCUUGAGUUUUAGACAUACUAAUUUCUCAAGGUGAACGAGCCUGCAGGCUCUUUUUUUAUCCAUGUUUAAAGCAAGUGGAGCCAAAACUUUAUAGCAAGAUGAGAAAAUACGUCAGUGAAGUAAAUGAAAGCAUUGGAGAUGCUAGAAGACAACUGGUAGGAUAUCUACUCAAAAAAGACAAGGUUUGGUUUGAAAAUACCAGUGAACAGCACCAGGAAAAAAAAAAACCCAGUCCUAGAAAAGAAACUCAACUUCCAGGAGCAGCAAAACCUAGAAAAGUUCAUUCUGAUUUUGGCAUCUUUGAUGCAGUCACUAAAGGUUAUAUUUUGCAGUUAGAGAAAAUAUUGAAAGAUAAUUAUAUUAAUGCACUAAACUCUAAUGUUAAGCAUGUUGCAGCUGCUAACAGACAUCUAAAAAUAAUGGAAUAUUUGAUCAGCAAAGGUGCAAAGAUAGAUGUGAAGGACAAGAAAGGAAGAACACCCCUGCACAGGGCUGCUGAGAAGGGCCAUGGUGAUGCCGUGAAAGCACUUCUCCGAUGUGGUGCUUACAUGUACAGUUUGGAUAUGGAAGGCAAGACACCGCUUCAUUUGGCUGCACAGAAUAACCACAGUCCCAUAUUGAAGAUGCUCCUGAAAGAAGAGGCAAGAAGCUACAGGAACCAGCACAACUUUUUGCACAUGGUAGCUCUUAAAGAUGAGGGCAAACUAGCAAAAUUGCUUUUAAAGGCUGGCAUCUCCACUGAUGGAAAGGACGAAAAAGGACAGACUGCUCUCACUUACGCUGUUUCUCAGGGUUGUGAAAAUACUGCAAAAGUACUGUUAGAAGCCGGAGUCAGCGUUGAUUCCAACAUGGCCAAAAGAGCCCUCAACAGCAACCAUCCAUCUACCUUCAAACUACUACUAGAGUAUUUUAAAGAUUUGUCAUCUGACAUAAUGGAGUCAGCUCUUUUUAGAGCUGUACAGAAAAAUCUGCAUGGUAUCGUAGCAGCUUUAAUUGACAGAGGUACAGAUAUAAAUGCCUAAACUGAAAUGCAGUACACACUCCUGGCAUGUGAAACAGGCAAAGCUGAAUCAGCAGAAGUUCUACUCAAAAAGGGAGCGAACUUUGGAGUAAAGACUCCUGCUUCAGACACAGCUUUACGCUUGGCAGUUCAGGCUGGGGCUGGUUCCAUCGCAAAUCUGCUUCUGCACAAAGGGAUGGAAGUUAACCUUAUGAACCAAGCUGAUGAAACCCUGCUCCAUGUUGCUGCACUUCAUAAUAAAGGAGCAUUAGCUGGCCUUUUAGUUAAUGCUGGGGCCAAAAUUAAUGCUGUCACUAAAGAAUUUGUUACUCCCCUGCAUAUUGCAAGUCAAAGAGGCAACACUGAUGUAGCCCAACAGCUGUUGCACCACAAAGCCAACAUCAUUAAUGUUAAGGAUAAGCAGUCGAAAUCACCUUUACAUUUUGCUGUUGAAAGGGGAGAUAAAACAAUGGUAGAGAUGCUUCUGAACGCUAAAGCUGACCCCAAUGCACAAGACAAGGAGAAGAAGACUCCUCUGCACACUGCAGCUGUGAGAGGACAUCUCAGUAUUGUGAAAGUUCUAUUAGCUAAAAAAGGAAGAUUUGGAGCUAAGGACAUGGAUGGAUGUACUCCAAUGCACAAUGCAACCAUCAAAGGACACACAGAUAUUGUAAAAAUUCUUUUGACAUCAGGGAAAAAUAAAAACAUUGAUAGAAACAUUUGGAGAAAGACUGCACUGCAUAUUGCAGCAGAAUAUGGACACAGAGACCUGAUAAAUCUGCUGAGCUACGGGGUGGCCAUUAAUGCCUUAGACAGCAGCAAGGAUACUCCACUGCAUUGUGCAUGCAAAGCUGGUCAUUUUAAUGCGGCAAAUUCCCUUGUAAAGUGGUCACAAGGAGAAAAAGCAAAUUUACUAGCUGCUAAUGGUCUCAAAAAGACCCCAUUGCAAGUAGCAGAAUUUAAUAAAACAGAAAAUCAGGCUCAAAUUGUAACACUUCUGAAAAUGUUAAUAACAAAAUGA
This is a messenger RNA of Phalacrocorax carbo (great cormorant), 2426 nucleotides long. NCBI's taxonomy places the organism in Eukaryota, Metazoa, Chordata, Aves, Suliformes, Phalacrocoracidae. The record is from RefSeq and is a predicted model, not a curated record.